AUGGGACAACAGAAUUUGAUCUACAGCUUCGUAGCUCGUGGCACGGUGAUUCUGGCCGAGUAUACUGAGUUUAAAGGAAACUUUACUUCCGUCGCUGCACAGUGCCUCCAAAAGCUUCCUUCUUCCAACAACAAGUUUACCUACAAUUGCGACGGUCACACUUUCAAUUACCUCGUGGAAAAUGGUUUCACGUAUUGUGUUGUUGCUGUUGAAUCUGCUGGGAGGCAGAUCACAAUGGCUUUCUUGGAGCGUGUCAAAGAAGAUUUCAACAAGAGAUAUGGUGGUGGAAAAGCUACCACUGCUAAACCCAACAGCUUGAACAAAGAGUUUGGGUCUAAACUCAAGGGGCACAUGCAGUACUGUGUGGAUCAUCCUGAGGAGAUUAACAAACUUUCUAAGGUUAAGGCUCAGGUGACCGAGGUGAAAGGUGUUAUGAUGGAGAACAUUGAGAAGGUCCUUGACCGUGGUGAGAAAAUUGAACUUCUAGUGGACAAAACUGAGAACCUUCGUUCACAGGCACAAGAUUUCAGAACGCAAGGAACAAAAAUAAGAAGAAAGAUGUGGUGGGAGAACAUGAAGAUUAAGCUCAUAGUCGCUGGUAUCAUCGUUGCCUUGAUUCUCAUCAUUAUUCUCUCGGUGUGUCAUGGGUUCAAGUGUACCUAA
This is a messenger RNA of Eruca vesicaria subsp. sativa (arugula), 663 nucleotides long. Lineage: Eukaryota; Viridiplantae; Streptophyta; Magnoliopsida; Brassicales; Brassicaceae. The record is from the annotation of a GenBank genome assembly.